GCGCCGCUGCUCUCGCCGCCCCACCGCGCCCUGGCGCUCGAGCCGCGCCGCGACUACCCGGCCGUGCCCCGCCUGCUGCACGGGCUGCCCGACGGCGCCCACGGCCUCGCCGACGGCGCGCUGGGGCUGCACGGCCUGGCCCACCACGGCCUCGAGGACAUCCAGGCCGUGGACGACAGCGGGAUGAACCUGCUCGAUCAGUCCGUGAUCAAGAAAGGCUGGCUCAGGUGCUCCGAUCACCUGCUGCUUGCGGGAACAGGAAAGCAGCAGCUGAAGAUCGAGGGGGACUUUUGGUUUGCUCAGAUGACAAGAGACAAUUUUGGGCCCCCCAAAGCCAAGGAAACAAAGCUGUCAGGCUUUAAUGGUAGCUUGUCUCCCUCCUGCAGCAUGUUUAUGGGCAAACAAGCUGCAGAUCAGACCAGGCAAACAGCAGUGCCCAUUCCCUCCAAGGCCAACGGCACCAUUUCCACGCUGGCAAUGAACAAGGACGGUCUGAUCGGAGGGGUGACGAAUCCCAACGAGGUCUUCUGCUCCGUGCCUGGCCGCCUCUCUCUCCUCAGCUCCACCUCCAAGUACAAGGUGACGGUCGGGGAGGUGCAGAGGCGCCUUUCUCCCCCCGAGUGUCUCAACGCCUCUCUGCUCGGCGGGGUCCUCCGGAGAGCAAAGUCAAAAAACGGGGGCCGAUGUUUAAGGGAAAGGCUAGAGAAAAUCGGACUCAAUCUACCUGCAGGAAGGCGCAAAGCCGCAAACGUCACCUUGCUGACAUCCCUAGUGGAAGGCGAAGCCGUUCACCUCGCUCGGGAUUUCGGCUAUGUGUGCGAGACGGAGUUCCCGGCCAAGGCGGCAGCCGAGUACGUGUGCCGGCAGCACGCGGACCCCGCCGAGCUGCAUGCCAGGAAGAACAUGCUGCUGGCCACCAAGCAAAUUUGUAAAGAGUUUGCGGAUUUGAUAGCCCAGGACCGCUCGCCCCUCGGAAACAGCCGCCCCUCACUCAUCUUAGAGCCUGGCGUCCAGAGCUGUUUGACUCAUUUCAGCUUGAUAACCCACGGCUUUGGGGGCCCAGCCAUCUGCGCCGCGCUCACAGCCUUCCAGAACUACCUGGUGGAGUCCCUGAAAGGGCUGGAUAAAAUGUUCAUGAACAGCACGGGGAACGGGCACGCGGCCGGAGACUCCAAAGGCUCGGAAAAGGAAGCGAAGCAUCGGAAAUAACCAGCUGCAUCCCUCCCGCUCCCUCGGGAGCGCCAUGCCCAGCGCCGGGGGAAGGCUGCGCGGCCCCGGGGGAAGAAAGACAACCCGGGGCCCUGUUCUCUGAAGUGCUGCAUUUGGACGUGGGAGGAAACUCGCAACGAGGGGCGGGGAAAAAGACUUGGG
Molecule: messenger RNA, 1371 nt
Organism: Nothoprocta perdicaria
Lineage: Eukaryota; Metazoa; Chordata; Aves; Tinamiformes; Tinamidae
Gene: TFAP2E
Product: transcription factor AP-2 epsilon
Exons: 7
Biological process (GO): regulation of cell population proliferation; regulation of transcription by RNA polymerase II; anatomical structure development
Cellular component (GO): nucleus
Molecular function (GO): DNA-binding transcription factor activity, RNA polymerase II-specific; RNA polymerase II transcription regulatory region sequence-specific DNA binding
Source: RefSeq, a predicted model, not a curated record